CGCCUCCUAUCGGCGAACUGCGCAGCUUCAUUUGAUCAGCUGGGUGCUGCACGCGGCUGGUGUGCCCGACACAGCGGUGCAGGUGAAGCGAUGCCUCAGGCUUGUAUGAACUUUGAGCCUAACAGAAGGGGAACCUAUCACAGCAGCCGUAAAACCAAUGAUCUGAUCAACAACACAGGUUUGGUUAAUGGAGCAGUUGUUUACAAUGGAUGCUCAGCUUCUGCCAGCAGAAUCAGUAGGAGCACACCAGCUGGCACACAGCAUGGUCCUAAACCCACAUACAGGAUUAACGAUUAUUUUAACUAUGGCUACAAAGGCAAGAGUACAAAAGCAGCACCCUCAGGGACCCUCAAGAAACAAGGAUGCAAAAUUCCAGCUCUCUGUGAUGCCCCAGCAUCUGAUGGAAACGGCAGUGAAGAUCUCCUGAGUGGUAACUCAGCCAAAGUUAGUGCUCCACCCAGUAACAUUGACCAAAAGGUACCAGAUCCCAGCCUAUCGGCGUCAGGGAAGAAGAAAAGGUGGAGGAGAUCGAGACACAAGAAGAGAGACAAAGAAGUCGUCUACCCGGAAAUUCUUUCACCCGCACCCAUAGAAGCGGAGGAAGACUGGGGAAAAGAGAUCCAGGAGGGCACGCGCUCUGACUGGAAAAACAUGUGUUUUCGGGUCAGACCUUAUGGUCCAGAAGACGUCCUCCGUUUUGCUUUGCAGGACCUGACACUGAAGCAAAGGGACACAGCGGCCCUGCCCGUGUCAGCCAGUUACACACCAGCGGUGCACCACCCACACCCCCUGAUAUGGUCCCGUCACAUCAUUCCCACUGAGCCAGACCAAUUCGCAGACGCUGACUAGUAAGCUGGGCGUAUGCCUAUAUGUUAGAAUAAUGGUUGACAUGAGAAUUAACAACAUCUGUUUCUAAAAUAUUUGUUUCGUUCUCAUUUGGUUUAGUGGAAAACAUUAAAUUUAACUUUAUUGGUAAAAGAUUGUGCGGUGGAGUCUAGGUUACCAUCUGGUUGUUUUUUAUUGUAGGUUCUAUUUUAUAUUUAAAAUUCAGGUUUUAUAUUUGUUUUAUAUUACAACAAAAUACUUUGGAUUUUGUGAUCUUAAAGGUUGGUUUUAUUACAACUACUACUUUUAGUUUCAUUGCUGCAGUUAGUGCUGUUCCUCACACAGGUCAUGCAUUUCCUGUUUCGUUUUCAUCUUAUAUUUCCAUUCUUUUUCUUGUCUGUGCUAAAAGAGCAAAAUACUAGUUUUAACUGUUUCUUUGUGUUUUAAAAUGCCUGAAGUUAAUACCAUGUUGUUAUGAGUUGCUCAUUUGAGCUGAAAGAUCUGUUUAAUCUGUUUAUAAACACCCCCUGUUCACAGCAAGUACAUGAAGUAACUAUUUUAUUUUGACACUCAUGGAAUAGUUGAUUUAACCAAGAAAGUAUGGUUUGAUUAUGUAAUAAGAACGUGAUUUUCUGGUUGUUCAUAUCAUUUUUAUUACC
Pundamilia nyererei is the source of this 1484-nucleotide messenger RNA. RefSeq lists its product as uncharacterized. NCBI's taxonomy places the organism in Eukaryota, Metazoa, Chordata, Actinopteri, Cichliformes, Cichlidae. The coding region runs from base 91 to 849 and encodes 252 amino acids. The record is from RefSeq and is a predicted model, not a curated record. The transcript has 4 exons.